This is a messenger RNA of Colias croceus (clouded yellow), 1384 nucleotides long. Its product is annotated as melanization protease 1-like. Gene Ontology annotation, biological process: proteolysis. Lineage: Eukaryota; Metazoa; Arthropoda; Insecta; Lepidoptera; Pieridae. The record is from RefSeq and is a predicted model, not a curated record. The transcript is spliced from 7 exons. Gene Ontology annotation, molecular function: serine-type endopeptidase activity. Bases 118 to 1182 code for a protein of 354 amino acids.
UUACAAGUACAUCGGUUAUUUUAAAUAAAGCAAACUUAAUAAGCAGAACUCAUUUACAAGAGGAGGUUGCAUACUCCAUUUCAAUAGUUUUAUUCUCAUUUCUAAAUAUAUCACGUGAUGUUCUACAAAAUAAUAAUUAUCAUCGUUACUGUGCAGCAAAUUUUAAAAGAUGUGUCAUGCAGGGACUGCAGUGACUGUAAAGACAUCACCAAGUGUCCACCCGCCUUGUUUCUGAUUAAAUACAAAAGAGAUGCUGAUUCCCAGAAGAUUAUUACGAACGCUUUCUGUGGCUACAAUCAAGCUGAAGAAAAGUAUCAGGUCUGCUGUUCCGAUUUUGGCACAAUGGAAAACUUAAUUGUCAAGUCUGGAAUAGAACCGCAGGACACACAAAAUAAAAUCAUUGAUAAAAAGUCGUUGUUACCAGAAUCAUGCGGUGAUAUAAACGGCGACCGAAUUGUUGGAGGCAGCGUCGCAGGCCUCUAUGAAUUCCCUUGGAUGGCCCUUCUUUCUUAUUUUGAUAAAGGAACAACAACGAAUUAUACGGGGUUUGAAUGCGGUGGCAGUGUAAUAAACUCCAGGUAUAUUCUGACUGCCGCUCACUGUAUAAACAACAGACUGAUUGGUGUGCGUCUCGGAGAAUAUGAUAUAAGUACCAAAGAAGACUGUUAUCAGAAUAUGUGCGAGACUCAUAUACAGGAUGUUGGCGUUGAAAAAACAAUUGUACACGAGAAAUGGAACAGUGCACGGAAAAUUAAUGAUAUUGCUUUGAUACGUGUAGACGAAGACAUCGACCUAUCGUCUUCUAAUGUUCAACCCAUCUGUCUACCAAUAUAUCCAAAUUUACAAACCAAAAAUUUGAUUGGUGAGCGAGCUACCGUAAGCGGCUGGGGAAAAUUUGAAGCAGAAGAAGCUUCUGCUGUCUUAUUGAAAGUUACCGUACCUAUCGCAUCCUGCAAGGAAGGAUAUAGAACACACAUCUGCGCUGGUGAAAAGUACAGAGAUAGCUGCAGUGGAGACUCAGGGGGACCACUAGUUUUAGAAGAAAGCUAUGGCGAUUCAAUUAGUAUGGUUCAAUUCGGUAUAGUAUCCUAUGGAUCCCGAAUAUGCGGCGGAACCACUAAAGCAAUAUACACCGAUGUUAGACAAUACGUUGACUGGAUUCUCGAAAAAAUAGAACCGUGAUUAAUUAGGGAACGUUAACGUGAGAUAACUGAAAAAAAAAUAUUGAUUUUCAUACAGAUGUCAAAUUGUAGUUUAUCUCAUUAAAGGCACGCUUAAAGAAAUAUCGACACAAAUAAUAAGAAAGAUAAGUACUAAAAGUUUCACAAAAUGAUUCUGUUGAAAAAUACCUCGUAAUUACGUAUUAUUAAAAUAUUUUUAGUUA